CAGAUACUUUCUCCAUGCGUGCCCGCAUUGUGCGCACAUGCUUUUAUCCUCUCAUUCAUUCGAGGAAGACGCCGCUGGGAGAACUCAUCAAUUAGUCGGGGGAGGAGGGAGUAGAUCGAGGCUCGGCAGGAGGAGAGGAAGGUAAUGGAGAAGAGAGCUCCCCGAUCAAGGUUUUCUUAUCUUUCUUCGAUCUUCCUUCUAGUCUUCUUCAUCUUCUCCUCUUUGUCAGAGGCCGGAGGGGAAUCCCCCUUCGAGAUUCAGCAGAGGGACAAGGUUUUCUUGCUUCCCGGCCAAUCUUUCAAUGUGAGCUUCGCUCACUAUUCCGGAUAUGUUACAGUCGAUGAGCAGAACGGAAAAGCGCUCUUCUAUUGGUUCUUUGAGGCCGCGGAGGAUCCCGAUUCUAAGCCCCUUGUUCUCUGGCUUAAUGGAGGUCCAGGGUGCUCCUCAAUUGCUUUUGGGCUGGCAGAGGAGUUGGGCCCUUUUCAUGUCUCCCCAGAUGGAAAGGGGAUUUAUUUGAAUCAGUAUUCAUGGAAUCAAGUGGCGAACAUAUUGUUCCUCGACUCCCCAGUUGGCGUUGGUUUUUCAUAUUCCAAUAAUUCAAAUGACAUUUUGAACAAUGGAGAUGCAAGUACAGCCAAGGAUUCCGUCGAAUUUCUCAAGAAAUGGUUUAAGCAGUUUCCUCAAUAUAACGGUCGUGAUUUUUAUUUAACUGGAGAGAGCUAUGCAGGACAUUAUGUUCCUCAGUUGGCCCAAGCUAUUGUGAGGUCUCCUCAAUUAACAGGAGAGGCAUCAAUCAAUUUAAAAGGGUAUAUGGUUGGAAAUGCUUUAACUGAUGAUUUCUAUGAUCACUUUGGGGUUUUUCAAUUUAUGUGGGCUGCUGGGUUGAUAUCAGAUCAAACAUACAAGCUGCUACAGAAUUUAUGCGACCAUGAGUCUUUUGUGCAUACAUCAGAAGAAUGCGAACGUAUACUUGAUGUCGCUUCGGAUGAGCUCGGCAAUAUCGAUCCUUACAGCAUCUUUACUCCUUCGUGCACGGGUAGCAUCACUUUUUCAAGGAACAAGCUGCUGAAAAGAAUGAACAUUGGGAAGAUGUCAGAAAAGUAUGAUCCUUGCACUGAGAAACACUCGACCGUUUAUUUUAAUUUGCCGGAGGUUCAAAAAGCAAUUCAUGUUGAUCCAUCUUUUGCUCCUUCCAAGUGGGAAACUUGCAAUGACAUUGUUAAUGAAAACUGGAAGGACUCCAAUGCUUCCAUCCUACCUAUAUACAAGGAACUUAUAGAUUAUGGACUUCGAAUUUGGAUGUUCAGUGGAGAUACAGAUUCAGUAAUCCCAGUAACAUCCACCAGGUAUAAUGUGGACGCACUCAAGCUUCCAACUGUUGUUCCCUGGCAUGCUUGGUACGAUGAUGGCCAGGUUGGUGGAUGGAGUCAAGUAUACAAAGGACUUACCUUAGUAACAGUAAGGGGAGCUGGUCAUGAGGUUUCCCUCCAUAGGCCAAAGCAGGCUCUUUUACUGUUUAAGCAGUUCCUUACUGGAAGUCCAAUGCCAACAUUGUCUGAGCAUGCCUCCUUUUAAUUUCAUGCUUUUUAUAUCAUGUUUCAUAAAGUUUAAUUUUAAAAUAAUAACAAAAAUAUUGAACAAUUUGUAUAUUUUCUAAAGGAAACUUAUUUGUAAGUUGUAAUUCA
This is a messenger RNA of Phalaenopsis equestris, 1685 nucleotides long. RefSeq names its product serine carboxypeptidase II-2. Lineage: Eukaryota; Viridiplantae; Streptophyta; Magnoliopsida; Asparagales; Orchidaceae. Gene Ontology annotation, biological process: proteolysis. Gene Ontology annotation, molecular function: serine-type carboxypeptidase activity. The record is from RefSeq and is a predicted model, not a curated record. The coding region runs from base 145 to 1575 and encodes 476 amino acids. Gene Ontology annotation, cellular component: vacuole. The transcript has 10 exons.